This is a messenger RNA of Chlorocebus sabaeus (green monkey), 1572 nucleotides long. The record is from RefSeq and is a predicted model, not a curated record. Lineage: Eukaryota; Metazoa; Chordata; Mammalia; Primates; Cercopithecidae.
UCCAGAACGCUUCAGUUCUGCUCUGCAAGGAUCUAUAAUAACUGAUUGGUGUGCCCAUUUAAUAAAAGAAUAUGGAAACUGAACAGCCAGAAGAAACCUUCCCUAACACUGAAACCAAUGGUGAAUUUGGUAAACGCCCUGUAGAAGAUAUGGAAGAGGAACAAGCAUCUAAAAGAUCUAGAAACAUUGAUGAGAUGGUUGAAUUACGCGUUCUGCUUCAGAGCAAGAAUGCUGGGGCAGUGAUUGGAAAAGGAGGCAAGAAUAUUAAGGCUCUCCGUACAGACUACAGUGCCAGUGUUUCAGUCCCAGACAGCAGUGGCCCCAAGCGCAUAUUGAGUAUCAGCGCUGAUAUUGAAACAAUUGGAGAAAUUCUGAAGAAAAUCAUCCUUACCUUGCAAGAAGGCCUGCAGUUGCCAUCAUCGACCGCAACCAGCCAGCUCCUGCUCGAAUCUGAUGCUGUGGAAUGCUUAAAUUACCAACACUAUAAAGGAAGUGUUUGCGAGUUGAGGCUGUUGAUUUAUCAGAGUCUAGCAGGAGGAAUUACUGGGGUCAAAGGUGCUAAAAUCAAAGAACUUCGAGAAAACACUCAAACCACCAUCAAGCUUUUCCAGGAAUGCUGUCGUUAUUCCACUGACAGAGUUGUUCUUAUUGGAGGAAAAUCCUAUAGGGUUGUAGAGUGCAUAAAGAUCAUCCUUGAUCUUAUAUCUGAGUCUCCCAUCAAAGGACGUGCACAGCCUUAUGAUCCCAGUUUUUACGAUGAAACCUAUGAUUAUGGAUUUGCAAUGAUGUUUGAUGACUGCCGUGGACGCCCAUUGGGAUUUCCCAUGCGGGGAAGAGGGGGUUUUGACAGAAUGCUUCCUGGUCGGGGUGGGCGUCUCAUGCCUCCAUCUAGAAGAGAUAAUGAUGAUAUAAGCCCUUAUCGAGGACCACCUCCCCCUCCUCCUGGACGAGCCGGCCGGGGUGGUAGCAGAGCUCGGAAUUUUCUUCUUCCUCCACCACCACCACCUAGAGGGGGAGACCUCAUGGCCUAUGACAGAAGAGGGAGACCUGGAGACCGUUACCUCGGCAUGGUUGGUUUCAGUGCUGAUGAAACUUGGGACUCUGCAAUAGAUACAUGGAGACCAUCGGAAUGGCAGGUGGCUUAUGAACCACAGGGUGGCUCCGGAUAUGAGUAUUCCUAUGCAGGGGGUCGUGGCUCAUAUGGUGAUCUUGGUGAACCUAUUAUUACUACACAAGUAACUAUUCCCAAAGAUUUGGCUGGAUCUAUUAUUGGCAAAGGUGGUCAGCGGAUUAAACAAAUCCGUCUUAAGGCGAGAGCUUCAAUCAAAAUUGAUGAGCCUUUAGAAAGUUCCAAAGAUCGGAUCAUUACCAUUACAGGAACACAGGACCAGAUACAGAAUGCACAGUAUUUGCUGCAGAACAGUGUGAAGCAGUAUGCAGAUGUUGAAGGAUUCUAAGGCAAGAUAUUUUUUUCUUUUUUAUAGUAUGAAGCAGUAUUCUGGAAAGUUUUUCUAAGACUAGUGAAGAACUGAAGGAGUCCUGCAUCUUUUUUUUUUUUUUUUUUUUUUUUUU